CGCCGCCAGCAAGCCGCCGCCACCGCCCGCGAUGCCCACGGUAAGCGUCGGCCGCGACCGCCUCUUCGCCGCACUCGGCAGGGUCUACACCCAGGAGGAAUUCGAGAAGCUCUGCUUCGACUUCGGCAUCGAGCUCGAUGACGUGACCACGGAGAAGGCCAUCAUCCGGAAGGAGAAGCACCUGGAGGAAGACGGCGAAGCUGACGGCGAUGAAGAGGUCAUCUACAAGAUAGAGGUUGCCGCCAAUAGAUAUGAUUUGUUAUGUCUUGAAGGAAUAGCAAGAUCUCUUCGCAUUUUCAUUGGGACCGAAGCAACCCCUGUUUUCAAACUUUCAUCGGUCCCCAGUGGUUCGAUGCUUCAGAUGCAUGUUAAGAAAGAGACUUCACAAAUUAGACCAUACAUAGUUUGUGCCGUCCUAAGAGGAGUAACUUUUGAUGAAGCCAGAUACAACAGCUUCAUUGAUCUUCAAGACAAACUCCACCAAAAUAUUUGCCGGAAGAGAACACUAGUUGCUAUUGGUACCCAUGAUUUGGACACUCUACAAGGACCCUUCUCAUACGAGGCUCUACCACCCCAGGAAAUAAAUUUUGUCCCAUUAAAGCAGGAGCGUCAUUUCACAGCAGAUAAAUUGAUGGAUUUCUACAGAUCAGACAUGAAGUUAAAGAAGUUUUUGCAUAUAAUCGAGAACUCUCCAGAAUUUCCAGUUAUAUAUGAUAGCAACAGAACUGUGUUAUCUUUGCCUCCUAUCAUCAAUGGUGCACACUCUGCUAUCACCCUGAAGACAAGGAAUGUGUUUAUCGAAUGCACUGCCACCGACCUUACAAAAGCAAAUAUUGUUUUGAAUACAAUGGUUGCAAUGUUCUCAGAGUACUGUGAAAAUAAGUUUGAAAUCGAACCAGUUGAAGUUAUAUCUUAUGAUGGAAGCAAAGCCAUUUACCCUGAUCUUUCAUGUUACAAAAUGGAGGCUUCGAUCUCUGAGAUUCUUGGUCGCAUUGGCAUCUCCCUAGAUGAGACACAGGUUAUCUCCCUUCUGAACAAAAUGCAAUUGCAAGCAGAACUUUGUCCAUCAAAAGGGGAGCCUCGUAUUUCAGUUUCUGUCCCUCCUACGAGAAGUGACGUUCUGCAUGCUUGUGAUUUGGCGGAGGAUGUUGCUAUAGCUUAUGGGUACAAUAAUGUGCCAAAGUCAAAGCCUAAAUCGAUGACCAUAGGUGGAAGGCAACCACUAAACCGUUUCUCUGAUAAAAUUCGUGCUGAGGUUACAAGAGCGGGCUAUAUGGAGGUGCUCACGUUUGUUUUGACUUCGUAUGAAGAAAACUUUGACAUGAUAAACAGGAAAGAUGAUGGAAAUAAAGCAGUCAUUAUUGCAAACCCCCGUACUUCUGAAUUUGAGGUUGUAAGAACUAGUCUUAUGUCAUGUUUGUUGAAAACCCUGAAGCACAAUAUAGACCAUCCGAGACCCAUAAAGAUUUUUGAGGUUGGUGAUGUAGUGGCACUGGAUACGUCACGUGAUGUUGGUGCCUCUAAUAAUCGCCGGCUUGCAGCUUUGUACUGUAGUAGUAAUUCUGGAUUCGAGGAAAUUAUGGGUUUGGUGGAUAGGAUUGUCAAAAUCGUGAGAGCUCCGCACAUCACAUUUAGCCACCCUUACUAUGUUGAAACAAAUGAACCCGAGUUCUUCACGAAAAGGCAAUGUAAAAUUGUUACUAGUGAUGGGAAGCAGGUUGGAUACUUGGGAAUUGUCCAUGCUGAGGUGCUGAGAAAAUUCGGUAUCCCAGACCCCUGCACUUUCGUUGAGAUGGAUCUCGAGGCUCUGCUGUAGUGCCAUCUACUGUGAGCAGGAGAGUUUUGAUGGGUUGGC
Lolium rigidum is the source of this 1855-nucleotide messenger RNA. Its product is annotated as phenylalanine--tRNA ligase beta subunit, cytoplasmic. Lineage: Eukaryota; Viridiplantae; Streptophyta; Magnoliopsida; Poales; Poaceae. Gene Ontology annotation, molecular function: phenylalanine-tRNA ligase activity; RNA binding; magnesium ion binding. Gene Ontology annotation, biological process: phenylalanyl-tRNA aminoacylation. The record is from RefSeq and is a predicted model, not a curated record. The transcript has 19 exons. Gene Ontology annotation, cellular component: phenylalanine-tRNA ligase complex; cytoplasm. The coding region runs from base 32 to 1816 and encodes 594 amino acids.